AUGUUGUGGAGCAAAAUUCAUCUAGCUCAAAAAGUAGAAGUUCGAAUUCAAAUGAAACAAAGUGCCACUCAUUGGAUCUGUGAUGACGAAGAAUGGAUUGAAGGCAGAUUAAAGGAAAUUGGACGCAGCAGUCAAGAUGGAGCGACCAGCAGAUGCAUCAGCAGUGCAAAGAUUUAUGGGGCUAGGAGGUAUCUUUCUAUAUAUUUUAAUACCUUUCAGAAAUAAGAGAGCCACUAUGCCGCCUGACAUGCAAGAAUGUCCAGUGGAUCUGGACUCUUGAGCAGAAAGAUGCCUUCGAAAAGAUCAAAGACGCUUUUUUCCAAAGCACCAGCACUCAAGUACUUUAGAAAGAGUGACCCAACACAGGGCGAAGGAGACGCCUCCAAGGAUGGGCUUGGCUUUUUACCGAUCUAGCAUAAUGAACAACUUAAAUCUGCAAGUCAGAUGGCACUCAGGUUGGCAGAGAGGAAGUAUUCCCAGAUCGAGAAGUAAUUUUUGA
Pocillopora meandrina is the source of this 499-nucleotide messenger RNA. The record is from the annotation of a GenBank genome assembly. NCBI's taxonomy places the organism in Eukaryota, Metazoa, Cnidaria, Anthozoa, Scleractinia, Pocilloporidae.